Necator americanus (New World hookworm) is the source of this 327-nucleotide messenger RNA. RefSeq lists its product as uncharacterized. Bases 1 to 327 code for a protein of 108 amino acids. NCBI's taxonomy places the organism in Eukaryota, Metazoa, Nematoda, Chromadorea, Rhabditida, Ancylostomatidae. The record is from RefSeq and is a predicted model, not a curated record. The transcript has 5 exons.
AUGCUCGGUAGGGUGGUAUUAUCGCCUGAGGCGAUUGCACGCAUCUUCGCUGAGGGUCCACUUUCUUGGAUGGCAUCAUUGAACACGUUGUUGUUACUGUGCUUGGCAGUAUUCAGCGUCGUACGUGCUGGCACUUGGCUAUCUUUUAAUGACUUCAAAGAGUCGCCAAUGGAGAUUCCAAUACGCAGCAACAUUGAUAUUAUUGACGUAUGCAACGAGCAACAGAGACGACUACAGAAGCGGGCCGAGCACCGUAUAUUGACAAGAGCAGAACGCGAAAACAGUGACAUGUGCCGAUUUUUGCUACGAAUGGGUCGUUCCGUCUAA